GUCGAUUGCUUAUAUUCGAACCAAGUUGAGGCAAGAUGGCAUCUCUAGGACAGAUCUGCUCCAACUGGGCCCCCAGCAGCACCAGCAGCACCGACUGCAAAAAGAGUGGCAAGUACGGUUGCAAGAAUUGUCAAUUAGUCGCUUACUGUGGUCAGUCAUGCCAGAAAGCGCACUGGCCCCUACACAAGGCCGCGUGCCGGUCACCCUUGCGCAAGGAUACCUGGCAACCGGCUUGGAUUGUUGAAAGCCGAACCCCAGAAUUUAUGGGUGCGGGACUUGGGGUCGUCUUCGGCGACAAGAAAUAUCUCUGGGGAAAUGUCCCUGCCUUUGAUUUGUUACGGCUGGAUGCAAACGAAGGAAGUGACUACGAUGGCGAUUUACGUAUUUUGUGUGCUGCUUCUGGGGACCUCCGGCAUAUUGUCAAAACCAUCGCCCAAUUACCGAGCAGCUACAACGGUGCAGUCGAGAUAACCUUGAAUGACCGAGAUCCCGACAUUGUAGCGCGCAAUAUAAUUCUGCUUCUGGUUGCCAUGGUUGUUGAGGAUAUUGAUGCCGCAUCGGAUUGCAUGGUCCAUCUCUGGUAUUCAGCGCUCGUCCGCGAGUCAGAUCUGAACAUCUUGCACCAGCAGAUUCGCCCCCUGAUCAUUGAUGUCUGCACGAAGAUUGCAGAUAAAUCCUGUGCUACUCUCCAUGGGAAGACAUGGACUUUUGGGCAGCGCUCUGUCAGGGUCAUACUUAGGAAAUCGUCAUGGAGCGGUCUUCUGUCAUUCCUUGACAUGCCUGCCGGCUUAGAUACUCACCAAGCGCAGACACGCCGCACCAAGGUCACCCUAGCGGAAUCAAGGAAGGAUUAUCGAGAUCGAUACAUGUGUUUAAUCCCUAGUUCUCACCGAGUCCCGUUCAGCAGGUUCCGCGAGGAUGGUCUCCUUCUCCCGUUUGGUUUCCCCAGGCAUGACUUCCAAGUGCCUAAUCCAACCUUUUUCCAGAACGAUAAAACGUGGCCGAUGCCAGACAAUGCAGACCCUCGGCACGGGUGGCCUGCAGAGGACGUCGCAAGUACACCCUCUGGCGCAGCUAGUGCCGAUAUAUAUGGGAAGCUGUAUUUCUAUCUGCGAAAAAUGCUAUCAUCAUCCUUGGCUCGCCUUCGCGGCCUCAAAGGGGCCUCGUUCGAGCUGUUUCAAGUCGACGCGACUGCUCUCCCUGAGCUUCUCGGACCGGGCUCCUUCGCUCGAAUUGAUGUCUCCAAUAUAUCGGAUAGUGGCUGGCUAGGAAUCCACCGUACACUGGUCUAUAUGAUCCCGCUACUCCAAAACAAGGUUGAUAAUCCGCAUGCAACGCUGAUAACCCUCUUCAUGAACGCGGUGGACGAAACCAUGACAGACGAAGACAGGAUGCGAGAUAUGACGCAGAACAGCACAUCUUCGCGAAGGCUCUUACAGUAUCUCCCGCCCAGCGGGAGUCUCGUUUCUAAAUAUGAUUCGAAGGUUAUAAAAUUCAACAUGGGACGAGAUCUGGUCACGGAGUAUGACGAUGUGUUCAACAGAUAUUGUGAUGAACUCGAGUUCCGGAAAGCGGGCGAGCUUCUAGGUGCUGUUGUGAAGGCAAAACAUACGGUCAUUAAGAAGUGGCCGUUCAGGCUGAAGUUGCGACCCGGGCAAACGGGCGCUCACGAGGAGUUUUCUCGGUGCUUGAGUGCUGGGGUGUCUAGUAAAGAGCGAUAUGUAGAAUGGAGCAGGACUGACUAGGGCAAUUUCGGUGUAUAGAACAACACCUUUUGAUUGUGCCCUAGGCUUUCAAUGCAUGCUUAUCUUCGUUUUUGGGCUUUUCGUCUCUUGAUAUCCAGGCCACAUUAAUAUAAACACUUAACCCCUAGGUGAAUGUGACUAGGGUUAGGAAACAAACGCAUAUCUUUUAUGGGAAGCUGAAGGCACAGCCUCCUGCAC
Messenger RNA from Aspergillus versicolor CBS 583.65, 1943 nucleotides. RefSeq lists its product as uncharacterized. Bases 36 to 1745 code for a protein of 569 amino acids. NCBI's taxonomy places the organism in Eukaryota, Fungi, Ascomycota, Eurotiomycetes, Eurotiales, Aspergillaceae. The transcript has 5 exons. The record is from RefSeq and is a predicted model, not a curated record.